Molecule: messenger RNA, 5424 nt
Organism: Dermacentor silvarum
Lineage: Eukaryota; Metazoa; Arthropoda; Arachnida; Ixodida; Ixodidae
Product: forkhead box protein J3
Exons: 8
Coding region: 171-1421 (416 amino acids)
Biological process (GO): regulation of transcription by RNA polymerase II
Cellular component (GO): nucleus
Molecular function (GO): RNA polymerase II cis-regulatory region sequence-specific DNA binding; DNA-binding transcription factor activity, RNA polymerase II-specific
Source: RefSeq, a predicted model, not a curated record
UAGCGGUGAUGUGAGACCCGCGUCAAGAUGGCAGCGUGUUAAGUUCGAAACUCGUAGCGAUGCCCCUUAGAGCCAGUAGUGGCAUCUAGUUAGCAGUGCGUCGGCGCCUCGAUUCCGUCCACGAUAAGAGCGCCGUGCGACAGCCACGGCCGCAGCAGAAGCGGGCGCUCAUGGAAUGGUCACCUCGCUCGACUCAACGGGAUAAUCCGCGACGGCAGCUUCAGCAGCAGCCGCCGCCGCCGCCGCAUCACCCGCUGGCUGGCGAUGGAACGGUGGCCGCCGCCGCGACGCACAUCUCGCGGGGCGCUCAGGCGGACGACGGUUCCGGCGGCCUUAAGCGAAAGCCGCCCUACAGUUACUCGACGCUCAUCUCCUUCGCCAUCAACAGUUCGCCCACCAAGAAGAUGACGCUGAGCGACAUAUACACCUGGAUCUGCGCGAACUUCCCCUUCUACCGUGAGGCAGGCACGGGAUGGAAGAACUCUAUCCGCCACAAUCUGUCGCUGAACAAGUGCUUUCACAAGGUACCUCGGUCAAAGGACGACCCCGGAAAGGGUUCCUAUUGGGAGCUUGACCUGAAAUCGGGCAGUGAGCUUCCCUGCAGAAAGAAAAAGCUCAAGGCUUAUGAUUCGGUGUACCCUUACAGCCCCGAAACUGGCAUCAACACCUGGACUCCAGAGCCUGAGGGCCACUCGUCACCUCCACAAAGCCACACCACCAUUCCAGAAAUAAAGCAGGAAGUCCUACAGCCUGAAUACGAAGUUGAUGAUGACCAAUCAAGAGUGUCAUCGGAAUACUAUGAUGAGCCUGUCAAGACAAUCAUGGAGUCGUUCACGCACGAGCAGCUGGUGGAGCUGACUGCCACGCUGGCGUCCCUCCAAGAAGCGGAGGCCACGGGCUAUGCCAGCCACCCGGGCGACGCGGGACUUCUGGCGGCUACCACGCCCAACUUGGCCCCACCACCCCCUGACCCACCCACCACGCUGCACAGGCUUGAAGCUGCUUCCCAGUCUGCCGCUGUGCCCGCGCACCACCGAUCCAUGUGCCACUAUGGAGGUGUAACCCAGCCAGAUGAUGCUUCCCGAGAGCGCUACGGCACUAGUAGCAGCCCCAACCUUAGCGGAGGGUUCCUCGAUCAGAUUCCGGACAUAGUGAAGAAUGAGCAUGGCGAGGCCCCCACAUACGCCUCGCUGGGCUACCCGCCGUCCCUGUCCCCCGCAGACGCCGGUGCCAAGAGCCAGCACCAUCACCAGCAUCACCAGCCGCACCAUCACCAGCCGCAUCAGCACCAGCCGCCGCCGCCCCCACACCUCCAGCAUCAGCACCACCACCACCAUCACCACCACCACCAGCAUUACCACACCAUGCAGGUGCCCAUGCCUUGCGGUACUGCCCCUUACGCGUGGCACCACCCCGCCUGAAGGGGCGCGUCGUCUGUGCGACCUGAGCCCCCAUGGGGCUCCUUCGAACCUGCGGGCAAGGACUUCACUCGGCAGGUGACAGUUUGGGGCCUCACUGUGAUGAUGUCACGCUGUACACACCACCGCGCCUACCUCCCAAUCAUUGCCGGCCUCCUCAAGAGAGAGAGAGAGAUACUAUAGGGUGGCAGCAGGACUGCUUGCCGCGUUAUUGCCGUCUGUCAUAGUGCCGCCUUUUUUUGGUCAUCGAUGUCUACAGACGAGGGUGCGCUGGCAAAAAUGACUGACCUUGCCAUGUCGUCUGUGAUUACUGCCUACUGGGUUGCUAAAUGGUCUAGCAUGGAGAACAACGGGUCCCACUCCUGCCGCAUUCUCGACUGUCGCUGCACUCCCUUCUGACCUUUCCGAACGAGGUCGGGCAGAAGCCUCGGGUGUGGUACCAGUGCCCUUCGGUUUGAGAUUUGUGUUCACCAGGGAGCUGGGUGCACUCGCCCUUGUGUGUGUGUAGUCACCACCGCUGUGGAGACUGUUCCCCAGCGGAGUCUCUCUGUUGUUGUGGGAUGGUGUCGGAGUGGCACUGGCUUGCACUGUGCCUACACAUUUGAUGUUGUCUUGCUGGAAUGGACUUUUGUGGUACAGGCUGUUUCGUGCAGUGGCAGUAGCAGUGUCAGCAGGUGAAUUUGUUUAGUUUUUUGUCUUGCAACUGUGUCACUGAAUCAAAAUUAAAUUUCGCUAUGAUCUACUGGCAAGAUGUGCAAAUGUGCUAAAAAAAUUCUUUACAAAGAAUCUUAAUGAGGAAUGACUUCAGAUAUUGUUAAACAAGCAUUUUUAGAGCCUGCAAGUAUCAGUUAUUAGGGUCAUGAUGAGUCACUAUAUAAGACAGUCUGAUGUUAAGACACCUGUUUUGGUAGAUGGAAUGAAUACGUUUUGAAAGAAGUUCCAUCUUCGAUAACAUAUGAUGUCCUAAAAGAGCUGCGCAACCAGUGGUUAUAUUGUAAUUUCUAUGAUUAUAGAGAGCUGCUGCACAUCACAGUUGUCUUGCACUGAAGCAUAAGACUUUGUCAAAAGUGCUACAAACUGCCAAAUAUGUGAAUGUUCUGAAAAAUUACUAAUAAAGGCAAAGGUGAAAGCCUUUGUUUACUCUAAAAUGUGAGGUAAAACUUAAAGACGGUUUGAUUCUGCUGCUGAGCUCAAGGUUCUGGGUUCGAUUUCCUGCUGCUUUCUUACUGGUGGCUGGUUUACAUAAAAACUUGUUUACUUCCACAUUAAAUAAACCCAGGUGGUCAAAAUUGGUUCAUAGUCCUGUAGCGUCCCUCAUAGCUUUAGUGUGACUUUGGGACGUAAAACUGCUUCACUUGUUAAUAUGUUAUUAUUCUUAUUCUUGAAAUUUUUGUUAAAUUGUGGUUUCCAACUUUUAGGAACGCGAAUAAUACGAGUUUGCAUUACAGUCCUAUUGGCUGUGAUGUUGUGAAUGGGCACGUUUAAGUUGAUCGAGUGAUAAUUACACAUUCUAAAUGUUCGUAUAAUUGCAUCUGUGUAGCCAUGUGAAUUGGAAAAGAACGGAAUGUAGCUCGACGUCUGGGAAGUUCUAGAGCUUGAGACCAUGGUUGGAGAAACACCGGCAUAACAUUUUGUUGACAGAUAUACCUAACGUAAUUAACAUUGUUAUAACAAAAUCGCAUGCAACGCGAAAAUAUGUAUGUUAUAUUGAAUAUUUGUUAUAAGCAUAUAUUUAUUACACGCUGAUAUUGGUGAGAAACUCUAGGUUUACUUCGUUAUAUCUGAUAAUUUGAUAUAUUUUUGUUUGUUGCAUUGAGGUUUGCUUUACUUGCAAAUCAUGACAAAAGGCAUGCUGUGUUCUGCCAGUGCCACUGAACGACUCAGUCUGUUCCAGCUGUUGGCUCAACCGGGGCUGCCUGUUAGCAUAGCGCGGACCAUAAGCUGCUAUGGCUGUAUAGAAACGUCAUGUGUAUAGUGUGCAAAUUGUGCAAAUUGUUGCACGUUUUGGGAGCCCCAGUGCUUGUGGAAACGGUCACGUGACAGAAAGGCCUUUGGAAAUUCGUCCUGCCUUGUGCACCUAAAAAAGAAAAUAAAAAUUAAAAAAAAUGUAAAUGAAGUUGCCCAGUGCCACAUCACAUUCAUCUGAAAAAAGAAUAAUUUCAUCGUCAAAAUUUUACUCCUAUUGUAUCUGUUGCAAUAAAAUAGCAACACAUGUCAGUUUGAAAGAACCUCUUUAACAGCCUUGGACUUUGUGUGCCACUGUAAAGUCAUUGAGGAAUGUCAACACACUGUUGCACUGAAAAUUAUAGCAGUUAUGUCUGCACCUGCCACAAUCAGUGACACGCAAACAUUGCCAACUGGCUUGUUUUCAUUUGAAAGUUUUAUGAUUUUUAUGAAAUCGCAGCCUAUGUAGCUGCUCUACUGAUCCAAGUAAUUAGUUCGCAAUGCUCUGCGCAUUUUUGCAGGUUUGAAGAUUUGCUUGCAAACGCCAGACCAUAGACAGAGGCGAGAAAUGCCACUUAAACUAGCACCUAGCACAAGGCACCCUCGAUGGAUUGGUGUAGUAUUAACUGUGUCUUUAACCGCACGGCCAUGAAGGCAUUACUCGAAGUACAAAAUAGUUUUCAACUCGUUUCAUGCUUUUUUCCUCGGGUGUUUGGCAGUCAUCUGUCAUUGUGUGGUGCCAUAGCAGAGGACAUUGUUACUGCAUAGUUACUAUUGCAUUUUUUUUUAGCUCAUCCACUGCUCCUCGUGAGUACUUUCAGAAGUUGUGUUAUUACGGCCAAAAUUUUGUUCUUGCAUUAGUGUGCGCUUACAGUAGUGUAGGAGAGGUGGGACUGUUAUCACUUCUUUGCUAAUUUGCACUUUUCCUGCUGCGGUUUCUACAGGUUUGGUACUAUUGCAGUGGACUUAUAGUUCAAGUCUCUCAACUGACUAAGCCGAAUUCUUUUAUGAGCUGAACAGUCUGAAUACCUUUGCUUAGGUUCCCACAGGAAUGCAGUACAGACGUUAUUUUAAAUCUAACGGAGAAACAUUAGUCCUGUAAUGGAUGUAAUUGUGCUCCUGUUGUGGCUUGCAAUAACAAGAUUCACUGCACUUGCAUUAAAGUGAGCUUGCGUUAAGCUCAGCUUGCAUUAAGUUGAACCUGCAUUAAGCUGAGCUUGCCUAAUUCUCAGCAUUAAGCUGAGAAUCCACUGCCAUGCUUGCAUGGGGUACUGAAAAAGUGAUGUUUGUCGAAAGAACACUAGGUUGCGUAUGUUCACUUAAACUCCGUGGCACAUCUGCCCAUGUGCUUGAUUUUUGGAAUCAAGGCGCACAUAAAUAAUUAGAGGCUAAUACUUCUUAUAUUUCUUAUUGUGCAAAUGUACAAUGUUGCAAUGGUUGAGCUUGUUAGGAUGAAGAGCUGUUGUAUUCCAUCAGAACAUAUGUCAUAGAUGAACAAAAAAAAAAAAAUGCCGAGAAAAAGAAACUUGAGAUUACAGUUUAAGUGCUACAGAUUGGGCACUACAAAAGAGUUAUAGGAAAUUCAUUCUAAAAGAGAUGUGCUGAUCAUUAUGAGUAGUUGUACCAGUAAGGUGCUAAGCUGAUGAGAGAUUCUAGCAGCAGCACAAGGAAACAAAAUAGAAAACAUUUAUCUGGGGAGUUCUGAACUUGUAUAUGUGCAAGUUGUUUUAUUUUGUAGACAUAAAAUCCUUAGGGUUUUGCAAUAGCAAUGAAGUUGGAAAGCUGUAUUUUUAUUUCGGUUCGAGGGAAAAAGCUGUACCUGAUUAAAAUGUAUUAAGUGGCAUGCUGGCCUGUACUGUGACGUUGGCACUAGAAGUUCAAUGAUUGCGUGACAUUGUUGUUGAUUGUGAUGUAGACGUGAUAAUGCCAUUUGGAAAUCAGUUAUGAUGAGUGUUUGUUGCUUGUUCAUCGGUAUGUGAGGGUGCUUUUAUUUUUGUCAGCAGAUCUCAGAAACUUUGUGUUCAUUGAAUUUCUUGCACAUUAAAAUAGCUAUGACGAUAAA